This is a messenger RNA of Prorocentrum cordatum, 1772 nucleotides long. Lineage: Eukaryota; Dinophyceae; Prorocentrales; Prorocentraceae. The record is from the annotation of a GenBank genome assembly.
GUGUGACCGAAUUGAGCAACACUUUCAACCCAAUUGGCGUUAUCUGUCUGCGCUGGAUGGGUGCCGUAGCCAUCUUGGCUCAAGGGUCCAGGGCCACCAGGUCACAGCCAAUCUCCGCACUGUACUUUUACAUCUUCCUUCACCUUAUCAACCCUCUCAUCUCCGCAGCAAUCAGGCGUGUCGCUGAACACGAGACAUGGAUGGUGGAGGCACGCACGUUUCGAUGCCCACGGCUCUCGCCUUGAACACGUCGAACAUUUACUUGCGUUUCAUCAGUUUUUUUAUUUGUUGGUUGAUGGAGUUGAAGUGGUUUUGUGAGCGGGGCAGCCGUAAGACAGUGCGUGAGAGUACGGACAGGACGGAGUCGGAGGCAUUGGUCCAGAGGUUUACCAAUAUUCUUCCGAUUUCCAUUGCAACCAUGCUUAGUCCCGGUCACCUUCAAGGCUUCCGUCGCCAUAAAUUCAGUCCUGAGGUUACGCCAGGUUUCAUCGAUGAUUCCUCUUCCGUAAGCAAGGACGUCGUGACGGAUCCGUCUCGUCACCACAAUGGCAAGGUAGUCUACACAACGGUGCAGCGGCCGCCCAGCGCAGAGAAGAUUUUUGCGGCAUGGGGUAAAGCACUGGCAAUUCUUCGUCAUUCAUUAUCUUCCGCAGGGUGUUCGGCAGAGUGCACGUGGGAGCCCGACUGGCAGUUCACCGUGACGAGCGGGCAGGUGUUGGCAACUGUGGGCACGGUCGAUGCCUCCGUGGCCAUUUGGUGGGACAGCGCGACCUGCUGGCAGCACCUGGGCAAGCCUGCGGCGGAAGUACAACGUGCGUUCCUCGUGUUCACAGAUUGACGAGGUGCUGGGGUACACAGCUCUGGUUCAGUCGCUGUUAGUUUUUGGAACACUUUAAGGGGCGCCCUGGGAAUGCCAAGAUCACCAAGGCUUUCUGGGACCUCAUGGGCGAGUCCGCAGUCAUAUUGCAAGGAAUUCUUUCGUGGGGCCCUAGUGCAGGCUUCGUCUACCACGGUCAUGUUGCUCUUAGCCGGGAAGUUUUGGACUGUGGCUUCCUUAUUCAUGGAUUUUGGGUGCCGGCAAUCAGAUUUGAAUGUGCUGCCUUUAUUGGGCAGCGUGCGUGGUGGGCACACAAUAAAUGUUCAUAUCCGUGCAUAUUUUGGACCAUUUGGAGGGGGCUUGGCGUGCGUGUUUCUGGCGCACCUUUUUUGGAGGACAUGUUGAGAUAAUAGUGGGUGUUGAUGCGACCGUUUUUUCCUCGCAUGCUAUGAAGCUGUCAUUGGCCACCUUGUCUUCAUCUCCGGAGUGCGAUGCGCGAACCAUGGCACGCACUGUAUCAAAUUUGUUGGGUACUGUUGGGGUGAGGGCGUUGAACGCCUUCGGUGGGCCUGGCGUGGCUGACACUUUCGAGGAUUGGAUUUCCCUCUGGCCAUGUCCCAGGAGGAGGACGAUCGCAAACAGGGCCCACAUCGAUUUGGUCGCUGUAUCGGCGUACGUCUGCGGGCAGGUUUUUUCCCGAAGGAUUCGACACCAGACUGCUCUGUGCUUGUGGUCAUCAGCCUUUUCUCGGACUGCUGCAGGGAGUGGAUUGGCAGACGUCUUACGUUACGACGGUUCCGCCGACUAAAAGUGCAUGAUUGCAUGAUUGGUCGGGUCCCCAAGUGCCUCUCUGAGCGCAGAAUUCGAGGCUGGCUCCUCGCGGGAACUCUCCAGGCCUCGGUGUCCCGGAUUGCCUCCGGGACCCCCAUGCCACGAUCCAGCAAUGUCGCAGGAG